Messenger RNA from Trichomycterus rosablanca, 3445 nucleotides. RefSeq names its product fascin actin-bundling protein 1a (gene fscn1a). Gene Ontology annotation, cellular component: cell projection membrane; growth cone; lamellipodium. Lineage: Eukaryota; Metazoa; Chordata; Actinopteri; Siluriformes; Trichomycteridae. Bases 137 to 1612 code for a protein of 491 amino acids. Gene Ontology annotation, molecular function: protein-macromolecule adaptor activity; actin filament binding. The transcript is spliced from 5 exons. The record is from RefSeq and is a predicted model, not a curated record. Gene Ontology annotation, biological process: establishment or maintenance of cell polarity; actin filament bundle assembly; cell migration.
AUCAGAGCGCGCGGUGCAGCCCAAACAAAGAGCUAAAUAAAUCACACACACAGGGCAUCAGUGGUGCUGCAGCAGAGAAAAAUCAUACCGAGUUCAUCUCCAGAACAAAUCUAACUUCCCACAAUCUGCAGCCAACAUGACGGCCAAUGGAACCAGCGAGAUGCUUACUAUCCAGUUUGGACUUAUCAAUUGUGGAAACAAAUAUCUGACUGCUGAAGCGUUUGGUUUUAUAAUCAACGCUUCAGCCACGAGCAUGAAAAAGAAGCAGAUCUGGACUCUGGAGCAGGACGGUGAUGACUCCAACGUGUUCUUUCUGAAGAGCCAUCUGGGCCGCUACAUUGCUGCAGAUAAGGACGGCAACGUGACUGGAGACAGCGAGACGCCAAACGAGGACUGCCGCUUCGUGGUGACUGCGCAUGACGAUGGCCGCUGGUCCCUGCAGUCCGAUCCACACAAGCGCUACCUGGGCGGCACCGAGGACCGCAUUACAUGUUUCGCACAGACGUCUGGCCAUGCGGAGAAAUGGAGCGUGCACAUCGCCAUGCACCCGCAGCUCAAUCUGUUCAGCGUUACGCGCAAGAGGUACGCGCACCUGAGCACCAAGGAUGACGAGGUGGCCAUCGACCGCGACGUGCCUUGGGGUGUCGACUCCCUCAUCACUCUGGUCUUUCACGAUCAGAAGUACCAUCUGCAGACCAGUGAUAACCGAUUCCUCAAGAACGAUGGUACCCUGGCGCAGAAACCUGACAAAAGCACCGGGUACACUCUGGAGUUCCGAUCUGGAAAGGUCGCUUUUAGGGAUGGAGAGGGAAAGUAUCUGGCCCCAUCUGGGCCCAGUGGCACCAUGAAAGCUGGCAAGAGCUCUAAGGUGGGCAAGGAUGAGCUGUUUGUCCUGGAACAGAGCCACCCUCAGGUGGUGCUAACCGCUGCCAACGACAGGAAUGUGUCUACCAGGCAAGGAAUGGAUCUCUCUGCCAACCAGGAUGAAGAAAGUGAUCAAGAGACGUUCCAGAUGGAGAUCAGUAAAGACACAAAGAAGUGUGCUUUUAGGACCUGCACUGGAAAGUACUGGACACUUACUGCUAAUGGUGGACUGCAAUGCACUGCUUCUACUAAGACGGCAAACUGCUAUUUUGACAUUGAAUGGCGUGGCAAGAAAAUUACCCUCCGUGCCUCCAAUGUAAAAUAUGUGGCAGCCAAAAAGAAUGGGCAGCUGGCUGCCACCAUUGAUUCUGCAGGAGAGACUGAGGAGUUCCUGAUUAAGCUGAUUAACAGGCCUCUGAUUGUGCUAAGGGGAGAGCAUGGCUUCAUAGGCUGCAGAAAGGUUACUGGUACUCUCGACUCCAACCGUUCUUCCUAUGAUGUCUUUGGCCUUGUGUUCUGUGACGGAGCCUAUAGCUUUCAAGAUUCCACUGGGAAGUACUGGAUGAUUGGUAGUGAGUCUUCAGUUCUGAGCAGCAGCGAUGACCCGGUAGAUUUCUUCUUGGAGUUUUGCGACUACAACAAGGUGGCCAUAAAGUCAAGUGAAGGAAAGUACCUGAUGGGAGACCAUGCUGGUGUUCUGAAGGCCAAUGCUGAUGACCUCUGUAGCUCCACUAUGUGGGAGUAUUAGAAGCACUUGAAUAACCGCUAUGUUCUAUUUCAAUUUCUGCUUCUGUUUUACAUUUUAAAUAUUAUUUUUCACCACAAGCACAAUUGGGCAGACGAGGGUAAGGGUUUCCUUUUGGUGGUUAGAUGGACUCUCUUAAAGUGAAUAUCUUUGCACACAUUCCAGCACCAGUGCCAUACAAUACUAGCGAUUAUAAACAAAGAAUACGGCUCAUUGCCAGUGCUUAAAAUGAUGUUUUAGCUGGUCUCUAAUUUGUUACAGUGCAACAAUAAAGCUGUGGUUUGUCGGUAUCUAACUAAAAAUAAAGUUUUAAACAGUAGGUCUGAGGAAGAGUGUACAUGCAGUGUGUUGGGAGCCACAUUCUCACAGGUCUGCUGGGUCUCCUCAGAGAGAACUGUUGGAUGGGGUAUCUGUAAUCCUUCCCUAUUCCUCUUGUUUGCACAGUUGUGCAUGAGCUUUCUUUAGAUGCGUAUCAAUUUAAGAAAAUGUUCACUAACAAAUGCCUUUGCAAAGAAACCCUGUAAAUCUCAGCUGUGUGGUCUUUACCCUCACUAUCAUAUUGCCAAUUAUUAGUACCACACUGACCAGAAAAUGAAUGGCAAUAUUGAUGUGUAGUUGAAUGAAUGUUGAUUUAUGACUGUCCAGACAUAUAUAACACCAUCAUGAAGUGUUUUCUUUAACCACUGGAAUGUCCUGUUUACAGCACUGAUGUUUGAUUCUGAAUUUGAAGAAUGGAUGUGCUGGAAAAAAGUGUUAAUGUGUACUGGAUUUCUGAUUGUGCCAUUAGAUUCCCUGUUCCCUGAUAAACAAAAACAACAAGAACUGGACAUAUUACAUUGCUUCAUCUCAGCUAUAAGACAGAUCUUGAAUCCAAUGGGGAAAGUGUUUAAAAUGUAUGUCUGUAACUACAAUGUCAUAUGAAAAUGCUGUUUAGAUGUGAGAGUGAUGUAACUGAUCCGUUUGAUCUGGUAUGUUGUUGCAGGUCAACAUUAUUUAUACUUAAUUAAGGCCUCAGUUCUGCUUGAUCAAACUGGGUUAGUGUAGGAUGGUCUGUGUUUAUUGUAAAAGUGGCAUAGAUGAAUUUGAAAAUGUAAAAAGGUUUUUUUUAAAUAAGGCACAGACAUUAUCAUAAACCCUAAGACAUGAUAUAUAUAAUAUGUGGUUAUAUAAACAUGCACAAAGCUGCUACCACUUGCUCAUUUUACUAAAAAGUGAACAAACUGUUCCAGUAAAAGGUGCUGCUUAUCAAUUUCAGGUUUACAUCAAACCGGCCUGGUCAUACGUCAACAUAAUAUAGUUCAUUACAGCCUCAAACCUUACAUACAUUGUAGAGUAAGUAUAAAAAUCACAUAUUCCACUCUCACAUUAGUUUGUCAUUACAGAGAAUACACCUACUUAUAGGGGCGUGGUAAUGACUGUGCCUUACAUGGAAAAUACAGUAUGGCUAUACUGGAAAGACAUGGUGUACUUCUUAAAACUUAACUGGCCUCUCUUUUUAUAUUGUUUUUAUAUUAUGGUUGUUUUUUCAUGUGCCAUGGGUACAAAGAAAAUAUCAUAAAUUUGAUUAUGAAACAAAUUAUGAGUGUGUCAUUAUUUUUGGUCAUUUAUUUGGCAGUGGGGCUCCAGUUUCCUCCCACAGUCCAAAGACAUGCAAGUGAGGUGAAUUGGAGAUACAAAAUUGUCCAUGGCUGUGAUUGAUAUUGAACUUGUGAACUGAUGAAUCUUGUGUAACCAGUACCUACCGUUUCUGUCAUGAAUGUAACCAAAGAGUGUAAAACAUGACGUUCAAAUCCUAAUAAAUAAAUACAUUUGGCAGUUUACUGGCUCAGCAGUUAA